Molecule: messenger RNA, 1566 nt
Organism: Durusdinium trenchii
Lineage: Eukaryota; Dinophyceae; Suessiales; Symbiodiniaceae
Source: the annotation of a GenBank genome assembly
AUGAAGCGCCGGAGAUUGCGGUCAAAGCAGCGGCCCCCCCCAUGCUACGAGCAAAUCGAAGAAGUCGAAGACGGCCAUGUCCUACCAGAAGCUGCCACUGCAGCUGUUGCCGUUGGCGAAAGUCAGGCAGACGGCGUGGACCCUGCCGAAGCGGCGCGCGCUGAUACAGUCGCAGCCCUGCCUGACGCUGUGGGCAGUGAUGGCAGUGAAAAUUUGGAUUCGUGUGAUCGUUGGCAGUUGCUUGGCAAGUACAAGACUGUGCAGGCCUUGGUGGCAGCUGAAACUGAUGAGCAGCUCCACAGCCUUCGUAUCAAUGUGAUUUUGGCAGAUAUCUUGGCAAAAGCGGGUGGCAAAGUCACCAUGGCAGAACUGUUGCAGGAGAAAGACGACUUCAUCUCAGCUGCAAUGACUGCAGUGCCGAAAGAGCUCUCUCGGCGCUUACUUCGUGCUGUGAAGAAACCACCAGCUGCUGCUGGGCGGCUGUCACAAAUAGAUUCACAAUGUGUCCAAAAGACUUACCUGCUUACCUUCUCCAACCUGGAUCCAAUCAAUGCCCCGACCAGGGAAGCCAUCCUUGAAACCGUUUUGCGUGCAUUUGACACUGGUUCGACUGCUUGCGUGACGCAUGCCUGUGUUUUCCGGGAGCAGCACGGCAGUGGAAAGUGGCAUUUUCAUGUGGCUACUGCGUUGUCGGAACCUUGCCGUUGGGUGGGAUGGAAGAAACAGUUGGUCAAAGCCGGCUAUGUUGCGCACUUUCCAAACAUGGCGAUUGAGGACCACAGCAAGCACCGCAAGAUGCAGUAUGCCCAUAUGUUGCGGUACCUCUGGUUACCAUCUGAGCACAAGGGCUUGUCGGCCUUGGACAAGGACCCAUUGUUGUGGUGCUGCGGGGGCCGGAAGCAUCCGCCACUUCUGGAUGCGAUUAACGGCGCGCUGGACAGCGCUGCAGUUGAAGAGAAGGUGGCCGAGCGUUUUUUGCAGCGUUGGGCUGCCGGCAAGCGCGGGCCAUGCAAAUUCUCUGACUUGGAGCUAUGGCCUAUUGCGAUGCAACUUGGCCUACAAGCCGAUGACCCUGUCCUUCUUGCUAAACUCCUGCAGCAUGGACGAAAUUCCGGCAAUGAGAGGCUCUUGACGUAUCUCUUCCGCAACAGUGGCAGCAUCCGAGAGAAGGUUGGGAUGUGCUGUGCAUUGGAGACUUGUGACCAAGUCGUUGCAGAUGCCCAGACAACUACUUGGAAACGCUUCACUUCUGCCUUGGACCAGCCAUGUUGUUGUGACAGAACGUGGGCGCCAGCUGCCCGUGAGAUUCUUCGAAACAAUGGCAUUGACGAGGGGGAGCUUUGUCAACAUUUGCGGUGCGCGCUUCUGUCCGGCCUCCAGAAAAAGGGAGACGUCUUGUGCUUUACCGGCUCUGGAAAUGAGGGCAAGAGCUUCGUCCUGAAACCGCUGUCUAUGAUUUUCCAACGAGUCUCUUGGCGUGGUACUUUCCCAUCGCACGCUCUUUGGUUUUCCAUUUUCCCAGAGCUCGAAAUCAUCCCCCAAGAGCUUUUGAGAGACAAGUCCGAG